This is a messenger RNA of Penicillium odoratum, 744 nucleotides long. Its product is annotated as aliphatic nitrilase. Gene Ontology annotation, molecular function: catalytic activity. The record is from RefSeq and is a predicted model, not a curated record. The transcript has a single exon. NCBI's taxonomy places the organism in Eukaryota, Fungi, Ascomycota, Eurotiomycetes, Eurotiales, Aspergillaceae. The coding region runs from base 1 to 744 and encodes 247 amino acids.
AUGGGUGUCGGCAGUCCAGAAUGGACGCGUCUCAUUUCCGCCAUCAAGGAAGUAAAGCUCUACGCCGGCAUCACGUUUUCGCAAAAGGCCGGCGACAACCUCUUCAUGGCUCAAGAUUUGAUCUCUACCCUCGGAGACGAGCUGAUUUUCCGACAUAAACUCCAUCCUUCAGGAGUUGAGCGAGGUAUCUUCAGUGACGGCACAAUGGACCAACUGAAGGUCAUCUCAUCCGCUUACGGUCGAGUUGGAAUGCUAGAGUGUGGCGAGCACUGGUAUCCCAGCAUGACCUUCCCCAUGCAAGCCCAGGUCGAAAAUUUCAAUCUUGGUCCCUUCCCCUAUAUGGGGAACCCGGGUGAUGAUGAUUAUCUGUGGUGGGAGGGUGGAGAAGCGAAUACUGGGUCGGUUGGCCACUACUCCAACCUUGCGGGUGCGUACAGCUUUGUAGCGGCUGUUGGGUAUAGCUUCGUUAGCAGCCCGUUAUCGCAGGUUAUUGCUUCUAUCAGUGCCGAGGCGAGUUUUGAAGAUCAUCCGAUGCUUUACUAUAGUAUUGAUACUACUGGUUUCAACACGUCGAAGUCUUAUGAUCCUGAUUCCCAGGCUUCUUGGGCUGUGCUUCAGCAGAUCUACAAUGGGUUCCCUGGUUAUACUCCUCCUGUUGAGGGAACGUUGGUGCCGUGGAAGAAUGUCUCCAUUUCUUAUCUCCUGUCGGGGGCUUUGAAUAGUUCCGAGACUGACUAUAAUUAG